Molecule: messenger RNA, 5434 nt
Organism: Austrofundulus limnaeus
Lineage: Eukaryota; Metazoa; Chordata; Actinopteri; Cyprinodontiformes; Rivulidae
Product: protogenin B
Exons: 19
Coding region: 90-3614 (1174 amino acids)
Biological process (GO): cell-cell adhesion
Molecular function (GO): protein binding
Source: RefSeq, a predicted model, not a curated record
UAUCAGAAGUGAUACGGAGCCCGAGCGGGACGCACGCUGGAUCCCGGCGGCUCUCGGUACAGGGAAAUAUGACGCUAAAGUCUGGAUAAAUGGUCAAUUUCAAGAUGAAGUUUUGCCAGUGUUGGCUUCUUUUUCUAUUAUUUCUUCCUUUAUCGAGUAUUUUAUGUUUUAGUGAGCUGUCCUUCAUCACAGAGCCCAGUGAUGUAACCGUGCUGCCAAAGAAUCCUGUGGUGUUGGACUGCCAGGCCCAUGGGCACCCUCCAGUCACCAUCAAGUGGCUAAAGAAUGGAGUUAGGCUGACAGAAAGUGAACACAUAAACUUUCUGCCCAAUGGCUCCUUGUUCAUACCAAAGACAAAGCAUACCAAGGAGGAUUCAGAUGAAGGAGUCUACCAGUGCCUCUCCCAAAACCGAUUUGGAGCUAUCUUAAGCCAAAGAUCACGUCUGACUAUCGCAAGGAUCACAGACUUUAAUAUACACCCCGUGUCCACGAUGGUGUCUGAAGGCUCUGUUGCACGAUUUUCCUGUGCAGUUUCUUCAACUCCCUCUGCCACCAUCACCUGGGAGUUCAAUCAAAGCACACUGCCACUACAAACAGACAGGAUAACAGUUUUGCCCAAUGGAGUACUCCAAAUUCACAAUGUACAACUGGAAGAUGCUGGACAAUAUCGAUGCGUGGCAACCAACAUCGGCUGUCGUUUAAAGAGUAGAGAGGCCACGCUGACAGUCAGCAAAGAUUUAGGCCCUAAAGCACGUCAGAGGCCCCGAAUCAUCGCUGGCCCGCAGAACCUUACCACAUCCCUUCACCAAACCGUGGUCCUGGAGUGUGUGGCCACAGGCAAUCCGUCACCCAUCAUCUCCUGGAGCCGUGCUGACAGCAAACCUAUUGAUGUUUACAAUGCCAAAGUGCUGGGGAAUGGGAAUCUGGUCAUUACCGAUGUUAACUCCAAGCACAGUGGAGUCUACCUCUGCAGGGCCUCAACACCUGGAACCCGCAACCACACUAUUGCAGCAGCUAACCUCACAGUUCUAGUGCCACCAAACAUUGUUGAGAUCCCCGAGAGCCAAACCCGUCCAAGAGCAGGCACCGCCCGAUUUAUGUGCCAAGCGGAGGGAGUGCCCCCGCCACGCAUCAGCUGGCUGAAGAAUGGAGAGGAGGUUCGCCUAAAUGGGAGGAUUAAAAUGUAUAACAGUAAAUUGGUGAUCACCCAGAUUAUCCCUGAAGAUGAUGCCAUCUAUCAGUGCGUGGCAGAGAACAAACAGGGUUCUGUGCUGUCUUUGGCCCGCCUCAUUGUUGUCAUGUCCGAGGACAGGCCCAGUGCUCCCAGGAACGUCCAUGCUGAGACCAUCUCCAGCUCCGCCAUCUUACUCGCCUGGGAGAGACCACUCUACAAUGCUGAUAAAGUUAUUGCCUACUCCAUCCAUUAUAUGAAAGCAGAAGGACUAAACAACGAAGAAUACCAAGUUGUUAUUGGCAACGACACAACCAGUUACAUCAUCGACGACCUGGAGCCGGCACGAAACUACAGUUUUUACAUCGUGGCUUAUAUGCCAAUGGGAGCCAGUCGAAUGUCAGACCAAGUCAGUCAACAUACUCUAGAGGACGUGCCUCUGCGUACCCCGGAGUUAACUCUGACCAGCCACAGCUCUACAGACAUCCAGGUGAGCUGGCAGCCACUGCCGGCCAAGAUCAGCCGUGGACGUAUGAUGGCCUACAGGCUUUCCUAUCGCACCGCUACUGAUGACACCGUCACCAACGUGGAGCUGCCGCACAACAGCACUGAGUAUCACUUAGAGGGCCUGCAGCCAGACACUAUUUACCUGCUCCGCAUGGCUGCAGCCACACGUGUGGGGUGGUGUGAGCCCUCAGCAUGGACCUCACACCGUACACCCAAGAUCUCCAGCAAUAAAGUGCCUUCAGCCCCAGUUCUUCAACUUGAACCUCUUAACUGCACCUCCAUUGUGGCUCGCUGGCAGACCUCCCCGGAUUCUGUGGCUGUUCAGGGUUUCCGGCUGUGUUACCACGAGGAAGGCCAACCGGAGCAGCCUAGCACCCUGCUGCCAGCUCAAACCCGUGCCCACACUAUCGGCGGCCUUGAUCCAAGGAGAAAGUAUCACGUCAAGAUUCUGGCUCUCAGUAAAGUUGGAGAUGGCUAUCAGACCGACCAAACAAUUAGUACUCCAGGAUGUGUGUCGGCUAGAGACCAGGUGGCGGCAGCCCCGCCUCCUCCACAUCAAGUCACCGUCUUAACCAGCAACUCCUCUGCUGUGUCCCUGCGCUGGAGUCAUCCUGCCUUCGCUCCUGGGAAAGCUGUCAGCUUUACAGUCCGCUGUACACCUGUGGGCACCCACAAUGUCUCUGCUAUACGCUACCUGCAAACUACCAAGCAGAGUGUGAUUGUGCAGAAUUUGAUCCCAAACACUCGUUAUGAGUUUGUGGUUCGUCUGCAUGUGGACCAGAUGUCAAGCCCCUGGAGUCUGGUCGUUUACCAUCAAACCCUGCAGACAGCACCUAGUCAACCUCCCGCAGGAGUACGAGUAACUCUGAUCGAGGACGACACCGCCCUGGUGUCCUGGAGGGAGCCCACCGAGCCCAACGUGGUGGUCACACAUUAUACCAUCUUAUACACGUCACAGAAGGCUUGGAUGACUGGACGCUGGCAGAGAAUACAGAGAGAGGGAAGUCACACAAUGGCCUUGUUAGAGAAGCUGGAGCCGGGGAACGUCUACCUAGUGAAGUUAUGCGCCUCCAACAAGGUCGGUGAUGGACCUUUCUCUGACACUGUGGAGCUGCCACUGAACCAUGGAAGUGUCCACCGCAGCAAGAACGUUAGGCACUCCGACACCAUCCCAGAUCCAGCAGGGUUUUCGGAUGAUCUGUACCACAUAAACCAGAGGUCCAUGACAGGGAUCAUGGUUGGUGUAAGCAUUGCAUUAACCUGCAUCGCCAUGUGUGCCCUGAUCCUGAUCAGCAAGGGCAAGCCAAGAAAAUCAUCCAGUCCCAAAAUGAUUGCUGUGGGAGCGUCUGAGGUUUCUGGUUUGCAGCUGCCCAGUGACUUCCACUCAGAGAACGUUGAAGCCCUUUUACCCAUGAUAAGUAACUUCAUAGAUGCAAAGGGUGGAUCUAACAUCGUCAUAAAUAGUGCCGGUCCAGUCAGCAACAAGACUCAAAGCAGCAGGUGGCUGCUUUUCAAAAAUGACAGAAAUCUACCUUCAAGUGAUGCUGAAACGAGAGCCAGCUUGUAUGAAGCCGGUAAGACCGUCCUGAGAUACGAUGAGCGUCCAGGCUCAGCUCCUCUGCCCACUUCCACCCAGGAGAUCCUCUUCGGACCCCUUCACUCGAAGAAACCCGCCGGCAGCCAGGAAACGGGAGACUCUGGACACUACUCCAACGAAGAAAGCAAUGAAGACAUGAGCCCCCCCGCCACCAGCCACAGCUCGAUGACUGAAUCUUCAGAGUCGGACGGUGGCGGCACUGAGCUGAAGCCGACUUUGAAAGUGGAAACAGAAACGACGCAUCCUUUCCCUCACGUGGCCUCCGGUGCUUCCUGGCCCUCCGGCUCCUCGAACGUCUCUCACCCCGCCCUGCUCACUCGGACGGCAGCCGGCACCUGAACCUCGCCGGGUUCUGGGUCUGCUCCUCGGCGCCCAAGGCUGCACCACUUCUACCUCUUUCACUUCCUGAAAGGAGCCCCUGCAUGAUGGCGUGGGGGGGUUCAGGAAGCCAGCUGCUGCAGUGGAAGAAAUGUGCACUCGCUUCGGACGAACAAACCUCAGGAUUUUGUAUGAAUGUCUUUUGCAACUUUUUUUGGACAACUUUCUACCUGUUUGUGUGUUUGGCAGAGUCUGUCCUAACCAAAGCUCACCCAUGAUGAAUGUUUUUUAAAAAAAAAGUCAGAAUGUACUGGGAUACAUUUGCAUUAUAUUUAAUGACUUUUCCACUAAAGCGGAAGAUGAAGUGGAUCCCCUCCUUUUUUGUUGGAUUAUCUACCUCAACCUUACUACCUCCUCUUCAUCACAUUUUCUGCAGUAUUAUCUGACACUCAGGGGACAAAGUGAAAAACUUUAUUUCCUUUUAACUUCCUUUAGGAUAUUACAUGCUACUCUUUUAUUUUCAUGGUUGAAAGAGCUUUUGUUUCACUUUUUUUUCAUCUUUGUUGUGAAGAUGACAAGUGCAUUAGAUUUUGCCAAACUAUUUUUAGCUUUAUCAAACGAUAUCGUUUGGCAUUUUUAGUGCACUGAACUCAAAGCUUUAGCAUUGCCUUACAAUAGGAAGGGCUUUACAUACUAUAAAUAACUAGAUCCAAAGACAGAGAGAAACUGUACCCAAAGAAUGUUUGAUGAUACAAAAGAAAACUAUAAGGCAACCAAAAAAAAUAUAGCAGAUGUACAGUGAGGGAGUGUUUGUCAAAAUAUUGUGUUUGCCAGAGAUGUAAGAAAAAGAAUUCUUCAAAUGAUGUCUCUGUAAACGUUUUUAGUGCUUUAAUCUGGUGAAAGCUUUAGCACAAGCCCUGUGCUCCACCUGCCUUCUAGACCAUUGCUAUUAUCCAAAGAGUUGUCUUCUUCCUCAGAUGGGUACGGCUUAUUUUAUAUACAGAUGAUCCUUGGUACGAUGCAGUGGAAAGUAUUGUCACAAGACCAAAGAUCCGGUGUGUCUGCCAGUGAUGGAUGAUCAGAAUUAUUCCUAAGUGAGGGAAUCAUUUGUCACAAUUCAUAAUUCAUAUUUUGUAAGGGUGAAGAAUUCUCUUCUCUUUGGUGUAUUUCCUGUCCAGGAGUGACAGUGAAGGAUUCUGACUAUCAUAAUAGAAACCCUCUUUGUGAAGAGCAACAUAAUCAUUUUCUAUAUCUUUGUAAUACAAAAUAAUCCUGACCAAAGGAACUCAGCUUCUGUUAUGUAGUGAUUUCAUUUGGUUUUCAUUUACACUUCAUAUGUGAUUUGCUUUCAAAAGUGAUUAUUUUGAAUAGGUUUGGUCACUAGAAAGGCCUUUUUCCAGUUAUUGUUUCAGCUUGAAAUGUAAAAACACCUAAAUGAUUUUUAGGUCACGUUGGAAAAUUCAGAUUUAGAUUCUCCAUUUUUUCCCAUUUCUUGUUUUUAGCACAACGUUGUAAACCAAAACAGUUCUCAAAUCAUAAUGUGACAUUUCCCAAAACGUGUCCCACUUCUAAUUGAGUUUGUCGGAGUGAUAAUUUCAGUUAAACUUAACUUGGGAGUUCAUGGUACCGUUGCUGUCACAGGUUUUGGAUUUAGCUGUAGAAUGUAGUUUUCACUGUUAUUUAAGUUUUCCAAUGUUUUUGAGUACCAAAAUGCAUUUUAUAAACCAAAGUGAGCAACAAAAUAUAAGAUUUUAUCUGCUGAAAUGUUGCAACAGACUUUUUUUGAUACUCUCAAGUUUGUAACAAAGAUUAGGUAAUAAAAUUGUUUCUGAAAAACAUAA